GCCAAGCCACAGAGGAGGCGUUCGAUGAGGACGAGAGUACCUGUUAUACCCGGAAAAUGAGGAAUUAUUUACAAAAUGUCCUUCGUGUUCUUUGUGUCAUUCUCGUGCAACCAAUAGCACACGUCCAUGCCAAAUCACCACAUAUACUGUUUAUAGUGGCAGACGACUUCGGUUGGAAUGAUGUGGGAUUUCGUAAUAAAGACAUAUACACCCCAAACAUUGACACAUUGGCGAAGGAGGGAGUCAUACUGGAUCAGGCAUAUGUACAGCCUGUGUGUUCACCAUCCCGAAGCGCUUUUAUGACAGGGAUGUAUCCUUUUAAAUCAGGACUACAGCAUUUCGUGAUAUGGCCUAACCAAAAGGUGUGUUCACCAACAAAUUUCACAUUCCUGCCACAACACCUCAAGAAGCUUGGAUAUGCAACACAUAUGAUAGGAAAGUGGCACCUUGGGUUCUGUAAAUGGCAAUGUACGCCUACCUACCGUGGAUUUGACUCUUUCUAUGGCUAUUACACCGGAGAAGAGGAUUAUUACAAAAAGUCAAACCCCUAUCAAGGAAAGCUGGGCUUCGACUUCAGGAACAAUAUGGAGACUGACAAAGGAGGGAACGGUACUUACUCAACGUUUCAGUAUACUGCUCGAGCGUUGGAAUUGAUUAGCCAGCACAAUAAGAGUCAGCCAUUUUUUCUGUAUAUGCCUUUGCAAUCCGUCCACAUCCCUAUCCAGGUUCCCAUUGAGUAUGAGAAUAUGUACAAACAUAUUCAUAAUGAAGGCAGAAGAAAGUUUUCUGGAAUGGUAACAGCGAUGGAUGACGUCAUCGGUAACGUGACACAAGCUCUGAAGGCGCAUGGCAUGUACGACGAUACACUGAUUAUGUUUACAUCAGACAAUGGCGGCUGGCCAGCCGAGUUUGGAAACAACUUUCCACUAAGGGGUUCUAAGAUAACACUAUACGAGGGAGGUACCAGGGUGACGGCCUUCGUACACGGAGCUGGUCUUAAGAAAACAAAAUACACGUAUAGUGGGAUGAUUCACGCCAUUGAUUGGAACCCAACUAUUGUAGCGGCUGCUGGCGGAGUACCCGACACAAACAUUGACGGUAUAAACCAGUGGGACAAUAUCCGGACGAAUGGUCAGUCCGGCCGGACAGAGUUCGUCUACAACCUGGACGAUCUGGCUCCGUAUGAAGCAGGCCAUGCAGCUAUUCGUGUGGGAGAUUACAAGCUGAUAGUCGGCUACCCCGGUUUGUACCCAGGCUGGUACCCUCCUCCCACAUACACACGUGAUAACUACAUCAAGGAGAUACCUUACGAUGGCAGCCAGGAUAACACAACACAGCUGUUUAAUCUGAAAGAUGACCCAAACGAAUAUAUCGAUCUGUCUAAAACGCUGCCAGAUGUUGUGGGAAAACUGCGGAAGAGGAUGGCAGAAUACCACAAACAGAUGAUUCCGGCUAAUUACCCACCGGCUACGUCCGCAUCUGACCCAAAGAACUACAAUGGUUUCUGGACUCCUGGAUGGUGCUGAUAUAACAUUUAGUUAUUUUACGUAUUGUUGUCUAAGAUAUUAUUGCUUUAAAAUGUAAUAUAACUGGUACUGUUUGGUUUCUUUCGAUGACGCUUACAUAUUAUAAUUUGCCCUUAAGCAGUAAAGUAAAAAAAAUAAAAUACAUGAGAAAAGAAGGGAGAAACAUCUCCCUUACGACACCACUAAAUGGCUUAAGGGCAAAUCUUCUUUAUGGUUGUAAUAUCUUCGUAUAGAACGUAAAUAAUGUAUUUUUAUCAUUUUAUAUUCCGGCGUUUAAUGCACAUGAUCUUCACCGUAGAUAGUAGUGUGCUUUAUGUUUUAUAUUUAUUUCAAAAGGUGUUUGGAUGUUUACGUUUUUGAAAAUUGUAUGAUUGUUUUCUUUCUGAUAUUCGUCUAUAAACGUUGCUUACAUGACCAGUAUCAGCAGUGUUCGUUCGUUCACAAUUUUUCUUUUUGAACAUAUUUGUUGUGACAUCGCCUCAAUUUAUCUUAAUUUUAUCAUUUUGAAGACUUGACUUUACCCAGAUUUUCAUGGCGGAUGUUGUUGAUAAAGACGGUAACAUUUCCGAAACACCUGGUCUUAUUCUUUAUGUAGUUUUAAAAUGUUUCCAUAUAAAUCCGUACUUGGUUCGUCUCUUUUCCUCGCUUUAGAGUAAUAAUGACGGUUUCGUAUGGAUUUCUGAUUCCUUUUUGCUCUCCGUGACUGACAGUUAAGAAAUAAUCCCUCUCUUCCAUUUUGUAUUGGCGUAGUUUCAAUAUAUCAUAGAUACUUUAAUUGGAAAUAUGAUUUCCAUAUUGAUCAUAUGAACAGUACAACUUCUUAACGCAAUAGUUUUCAGCGGAAACACAAUGUUUAUUUAUUUCUCGAGUUUCUAUGGUAAAUUCUUAUUGUAGAUUACAAAACUUACCAACCGUUUAGUAUCAAUGUUUACCCCGACAAGAACCCCGAAUCUGUGUUUUUCUCUGGGAAGAAAUAUUUAUAGUCUAAAAUAAAAUUGAUCUAAAAAUCCGC
Molecule: messenger RNA, 2538 nt
Organism: Pecten maximus
Lineage: Eukaryota; Metazoa; Mollusca; Bivalvia; Pectinida; Pectinidae
Product: arylsulfatase B-like
Exons: 14
Coding region: 57-1526 (489 amino acids)
Source: RefSeq, a predicted model, not a curated record